Thunnus maccoyii (southern bluefin tuna) is the source of this 2113-nucleotide messenger RNA. RefSeq lists its product as uncharacterized. Bases 949 to 1347 code for a protein of 132 amino acids. The transcript is spliced from 2 exons. The record is from RefSeq and is a predicted model, not a curated record. NCBI's taxonomy places the organism in Eukaryota, Metazoa, Chordata, Actinopteri, Scombriformes, Scombridae.
GAGGAGCCAUGAGAAACCAGUUUGUGAGGAAGAGACUAUUGUAAUCUACCUCAUCAUACGAGACAAGAUUCUCUCCUUGUGCUGGAACACCAAUAACUAUCAGAAGCAUAUGAAUAAACCACAGUCAUUUUCACCCAGCAGAAGUGAAUGCUGGCAUGGCAUGUGGGAAUAAGCAUGACUAUUGUGAAGUUCUUUCACAUGCAGCUGGAUAGCUUUUCAUUUACUUUCUAAGUAGGCCACUGACAUACACGCUGACUGACUUCCUCCACUUAUGAUGUGGUAUGAAACCAGAUUACAUUGACUAAGGGCAUGUUAAGAUGCUGCUCUGUAGCUGCAGUUUGUAUCAUUUUCUACUUUCUCAUUAUUAUGUCAUGUUUGGCCUGUUUUUGCUUCAAAUGCUGAAAGUAUCAUGCUCACACUCAUGUAAUGUCACGUAUAGCUUGCAGUUGUCACUGCUAUGGUUUCACAUUGCUUUCAAGUUCUUCUUCAGGUGUGACUAUAGAUGGAUGUUUUAUCUGUUUUAAAUGAUCCAAAGAGUUGGGACAAACUGGCCAACGUCUGUUCUUCCUAAGAACUUUGUCAUCAGUGAGUAAGUGUAAGAAUCCAAUACAAAAAUUCAAAUCUCAGUUUUGCUCGAGGGCUUUGUGAAGACAGUCUUAUGACUUGCUGAUUGUAAUGUUGUGCACUGAGAGUUGGCUGUUUUCAGAUGACUUCCAGACAUGAGCUGGGGUUAUGGCCUAUAAAAAGCCAUGUAUCACCAGCAGUGCAGUACAUUUGCAAACAAACCAGCAGAGAAGAAGAGAAGCCUACACUGUUCAGAGGAUUCAAGUGUGAAACAUCAUUGGAUGUUGAAAUCAGUUUCAGAGGCAUCAUCCUUGUGUCUGACAUUCACUGAGGUGCUGUGGUGUUGAGUUCCAAGUCGUGCUGUUUAGAUUUUUACCACUUAACAUGAGUAAGUAUGGUAGUGAACUGACUCAGAAGGAGAAGGAGUUGCUGAAAAUUCGUCGAGACAGUGACACCAAAGCCGCUGAACUUGUCAAGAUGGAGAAGAUGCUGCAACAGACCAAGAAUCUGUUGGACAAGAAGACAGAGUCUGGUACAGAGAGCAUGGGCUACCAGGAGAACAUGGUGGAGGACCUAGAGGAAAAGGUGCGCUCCAGUAGGCGGUACAGGAGAAACUCCCUCCAUCACACGCAAAUGCUGGAGAGCCAGAUGAAAACAGUGAAAGGUGAACUGGUGGGAACGCUGGACCAUCUUCAGGAGCUGCGGAACGUCCUGCGCCGCUCACAGCAGAAAGCAGAGGAGCGCAAAGCCGCGAUGGAGAAGCUGGCAGCAGGGCUCAGGUGAACCACCUGCUGAAACCAGGCCUCAACCUUUUCAAGCUCUGCUACGCCAACUGAAUAUCUGACCCCACAUUUUACAUCUUCCAUCCUGCUGUGCAGAGUUUACAUCUACAAUAAGAAGACCGCACCCAUUCUCUGGUUAAAUGGUAGAAGAAAGAGACUUGAGCUGCUGUGUUGGUCCUCCAUCUGAGUGAGGCCAUGACAUCCAAAAACUACAUUUUAGAAAAAGAAAAAAAGACUGUUAGACAGCCUGCUUCUGGCAAAUGAUUAGAAAUAUAUUCUUCUUUCUUUCCUUCCCCAUUUUUGCACCUCUCUCAUUAAACUCUUCUUUUGAAGGCUUGUGGCUUUGAAGGCUUUGAAUUUGUCAGUUUUUGCCCAGCACCUGCUUCUCCGUGUCUCCUGGAAACAUUCUGAAGAUGAUUAUAAGUCACUGGUGCUUAUACCACUGGUCAAGACAAAGAACAGGUUUGAGACUGAAUGUUAAAUUCCUACAUAUGUAAUUCCAUAUCUCUGUGAUGUUAUAAAAUCAUUUUACUUCUGAAACACAGAGAUUUCUCUUCUCAGAGGCAAUAAUGAAUGUGAGUGUUUCCUUUGGGUUUGUUGGAUUGGGUUGGGUUGUCAUUUUUGCAUGCUCAUCCGUUUAUGAAAAGGAAUUAUCUCCACAAUAUCAACUUUAUUUGGACAGUUUUUAUCUCCUCACAGGGAUCAACUGCAUGUUAUUGCUUCAUAAACCCAACUUUGCUCAUAUUCCUACAGUGCCGGAAACUCAA